AUGGUCAGCUCCUGCUGUGGCUCUGUCUCCUCUGGCUGCUGCCAGCCCAGCUGUUGCCAGUCCAGCUGCUGCCAGCCCAGCUGCUGCCAGUCCAGCUGCUGCCAGCCCUGCUGCUGCCAGUCCAGCUGCUGCCAGCCCUGCUGUGGCCAGUCCUCCUGCUGCUGCCCACCCAGGUGCUGCCUGCCAGUCUCCUGCCAAACCACCGUGUGCCGCCCAGUGAGCUGUGUGCCCAGGUGCAGCCGCCCCAUUUGUGACACCUGUUGCCCCCGUCGCUGCUGUCCCCCUUGCUGUGGACAAGACGGCUGCUGCUGCCCCAUCUCCUGCUGCCCCACCUCUUGCACAGCUGUGGUCUGCAGACCUUGCUGCUGGGCUUCCACCUGCUGCCAGCCCAUUUCUGUGCAAUCUCCUUGCUGCAGACCCCCCUGCUGCCAGCCAGCCCCCUGCCGCACCACCUGCCACAGCUGCCCCACUUGCUGCUCCUCCUGCUGCUGAGCCUCACUAGCUACUAACAGAAGGCAGAAUUAUUUUUUCAACAAAUCCCGCUACCUUCUACCAUGUCCCUCUCUACCCAUUACAAGUUCCACUGCCCUCUACUAUGAGGUUUUUUUGUGGUUUCUUGAAAAGUGGCUCAUCUAUUGACCAUCUUACAAGAACUAAUCCAACUCUAGAUGAAAUACUUACUUCCUCCCACCUCAACUGUAACAGAUGGCUGCCAACUAGAGACCUAGUUGGGAAAAUUGUUGCAGAAAUCACUAAUGUUUUUCAAGAGGUUUGUUGAUGCUGAAUAGGAAACCAAACUUUUUAAUAAGAAUGAAGAUCUCUACUUUACCCUAAUAUAUUUGAUUAUUUCAUCAAAUAAUGCUCUAGCCCACUGACCUGCCUCACCUAUCCUCACAACAGCUUGUGCUUUAGAUUGUGCUGUCCUCUCUCUUCUCCAAUAAACUUGUCUUU
This is a messenger RNA of Antechinus flavipes (yellow-footed antechinus), 951 nucleotides long. RefSeq names its product keratin-associated protein 2-3-like. The record is from RefSeq and is a predicted model, not a curated record. Bases 1 to 492 code for a protein of 163 amino acids. The transcript has a single exon. Lineage: Eukaryota; Metazoa; Chordata; Mammalia; Dasyuromorphia; Dasyuridae. Gene Ontology annotation, cellular component: keratin filament.